GAUGGAGAUCCGGUUCGCCCUGGAGUGGCUAUGACUGACCUUGCCACUGGCCUGUAUGCAUAUGGAGCCAUUAUGGCUGGAUUGAUACAAAGAUAUAAAACUGGAAAAGGAUUGUUCAUUGAUUGUAACCUACUGUCAUCUCAGGUGGCGUGUUUGACCCAGGUUGCUGUUAAUUAUCUAAAUGCCCAAAUGGAAGCAAAACGUUGGGGCACAGCUCAUGGCAGUAUCGUUCCUUACCAGGCUUUUAAAACCAAGGACGGCUUUCUCGUAAUUGCAGCAGGAAAUAACCAACAAUUUGCUACUGUGUGCAAG
Galeopterus variegatus (Sunda flying lemur) is the source of this 312-nucleotide messenger RNA. RefSeq names its product succinate--hydroxymethylglutarate CoA-transferase-like. The transcript is spliced from 3 exons. NCBI's taxonomy places the organism in Eukaryota, Metazoa, Chordata, Mammalia, Dermoptera, Cynocephalidae. The record is from RefSeq and is a predicted model, not a curated record. Gene Ontology annotation, molecular function: catalytic activity. The annotation marks the transcript as partial.